ACGGUCCUCGCUGGUCUUUGCCGUCAUGUAAUGCGUGCGUCAAAAGAUGGAGCUGGGGAACAAAAAGAAAAAAAAGAAAACAAGAGAAACAAAAAAUGCCAACAAGAAAAUCAUGCCCCGAGCCAGCCACAGGGGAAGAAGCAAAUAAGGGGGCCGGGCGUGAUACACAUGUCCUGUCCCAGCUUGGCGAGAUUUCCCAGCCGAGCCAGUACUAGGCUUGUACAACCUAAUCUCACCCUAGAUCUAGAGAAUUGUGGCAUUGCCCUGGACUGGAAUUCAAGGUCUUAGGAAUGUUUCCUGAAGGUUUACCGGCCAGCGAUGCGUCCAGUAAAUUCACCCGUCUAGAUGCCAACUUGCCAGGCGGUCACCGCCAUGUGCUCAACUCGACGACCAAGCCCUGGGGGCCCAGACCAUGGAGCAAGCUGGUGCGCAAGGACUCGGGGCGGAUGCGCAAGAUGCUUUCUCGUCUCGCCUUCAAAGGCCACGACAGGGAGUCGACGGCGACGGCAACAGAAGAACCAUCGCCCACGACGGCGACUACAACGACGACGACGCGAGUGGUAGCGACGACAGCCAACAACGACGGCGGCGGUGUAGCAGACGACGCGACAUCGCCGGGGCUGGAGCAGAAAUACGGCCGGCGCUGGAAGGUGAUCGGCAAGGGGGCGUACGGCACGGUCAGCAUCCACCACCGGCGCGAGGACCAGGCGCUCUUCGCGGUCAAGGAGUUCCACCAGCGGACGGGGCUGAGCACGGAGGAGCUGCGGGAGCGGGCGCUGGCCGAGUUUGAAAUCGCCAGCGGCGUGGGCCGGCACGCCAACGUGGUCAGCACGCUGGAGCUGCUGCAGGAGCGGGGCUGCUUCUUCUCCGUCAUGGAGUUUUGCGCCGCCGGCACCCUGUCGUCGCUGGUCGAGGACGCCGGGCCGCUGGGCCGCGUCGAGGCCGACUGCUUCGCCAAGCAGCUGCUGCGCGGCGUCGAGCACCUGCACGCCGUCGGCGUCGCCCACUGCGACCUCAAGCCCGAGAACCUGCUGCUCACCGCCCGCGGCCUGCUCAAGAUUAGCGACUUUGGCUGCAGCCAGUUCGUCCACGACCUCGACGACGACCCCGCCGACGGCAAAAAGCGCCUGCUCAUGGUCGCCGGCGCUCGCGGCUCCAGGCCCUAUAUAGCCCCCGAGGAGUUCACCGCCGACGAGUUUGACGGCCCCGCCGCCGACGUCUGGGCCUGCGGCGUCAUUUACAUGUUCAUGAGGCUCUUUCGCCACCUCUGGUACUCGGCCACGGACAACGACGAGGGCUACAACAGAUAUGUCCUGGGGAGGCGGCUGGAAGAGGGCUAUUCGCCACUCGAAGCCUUGGAGACGGACGAAUGUCGCAACGUCAUCUACUCGAUGCUCGAUCCUGUGCCGUCUAGGAGGCUCACAGCAUCGCAGUUCCUCAGAUCAGAAUGGGGUCGCUCGAUCCAGCUUUGUGAAGCCGGUCGUGGGUCGCUUGACAAGUAGCUUCGCCUGCUAUUUUGUCCCCCAGUUUAUUAUUGUGAUGGAUCGAGAGUCUGUGAUGCGUUAUUGUCUACUGUAUCUGCGUCCUAUUGCCAUAUACCCAUACUUGAGAAUCUGAGAUUGUUUUAUGAAUUCCCUUUUUAUCCAUGGCCAAUUUCGUGCAGGCCCC
Molecule: messenger RNA, 1668 nt
Organism: Pyricularia oryzae 70-15
Lineage: Eukaryota; Fungi; Ascomycota; Sordariomycetes; Magnaporthales; Pyriculariaceae
Product: HAL protein kinase
Exons: 3
Coding region: 291-1502 (403 amino acids)
Biological process (GO): intracellular monoatomic cation homeostasis; intracellular signal transduction; protein phosphorylation
Molecular function (GO): protein serine/threonine kinase activity; ATP binding
Source: RefSeq, a predicted model, not a curated record